Molecule: messenger RNA, 1141 nt
Organism: Octopus sinensis (East Asian common octopus)
Lineage: Eukaryota; Metazoa; Mollusca; Cephalopoda; Octopoda; Octopodidae
Product: rRNA-processing protein UTP23 homolog
Exons: 4
Coding region: 360-1100 (246 amino acids)
Cellular component (GO): nucleolus; small-subunit processome
Molecular function (GO): small ribosomal subunit rRNA binding
Source: RefSeq, a predicted model, not a curated record
ACCAGUAUCUGAAGUUUCAAAAUGUUUAGUUAAAGAAAAAUCUAACAGUACUUAUAGUAAGAGAGCUCUGAUCAUGUACAACUAUUAUGCAAAGUCAUUCCAGCCAUGGCUAUCAUAUCCUUUUUGUCUCAAGACUCACAGUCUUUUAUGUUUGCUCUUUUUUUCCUAAAGACAACUGUAUGUGGUAUGAGAGAGAUUUGAGUGCUGUUUUUUGCAGGUUAAACGUCUCCAUGGAAGCUCUUUUAAGUCAUGUUUUCACAUGUAACCGGAAAAUAUAAUACUGUAGCAUUCGAAGGGACAUCACUCUUGUUUCUAACAUUGCGCCGCCUAUCGGAUCAAACAGGAAUAACUUUGUGAAUAUGAAGAUUUUACGAGAAAAAAAAGUUAAAAAAAUUUUAGCAUUUUAUAAGAAUUAUUUUCACUUCCGAACACCAUACCAAGUUUUAAUUGAUGGGACAUUUUGUUUAGCUGCACUUAACUAUCAUCUUGAUAUAAAUGAUGUCCUCUCUAAAUAUUUGCAAAGUGAAAUCCGGCUUUUUACCACCUCGUGUGCAAUUGCAGAGGCACAUAGUUUAGAAAAAUUGUUUCCAGGUCUUUUACCUCAACUACGCAGUUGUCAAGUAUGUUCAUGUGGGCACAAAAAGAAAGCAGUAUCAGUAGUUGAGUGUUUCAAGAGUAUGGUCAAUAAUAAUAAUAAUAACCAUUAUAUUUUAUGCACACAGGACAAGAAAAUUCAGAAGGUUCUUCGAAAACAUCCUGGUGUUCCCAUCAUUUUCAUUGAUAGAACUGUCUGUAUUGAGCAACCAAGCAAAGCUUCUCAGCAAAUAGCAACAGAUGGUUUUGCUGGAGAAGUGGAGGAAUUAAAUUAUGAAGACAAAGUAUUAAAUCAGUUAAAAGACAAGAUUUUGGUUAAAAAACCUCAUGUUGAUUUUAAGAAGCGAAAGUCAAAAAAGGGAGCUAAUCCAUUGUCAUGCAAGAAAAAGAAAGUUGUAAAUGCUGUUCCUAGCAUAGACAAUGGCGUCAAAAAAUCUCGCAAAAGAAGAAAAAAAUAUAAGGUUUCUUCUCAUAUUAAAGAACUUUUGAAAAAUAUUCAUCAAUGAAAUACGUUCAUCUCAAUUUCAUUAAAAAUUUAUAAAUAUUA